Molecule: messenger RNA, 1126 nt
Organism: Panonychus citri (citrus red mite)
Lineage: Eukaryota; Metazoa; Arthropoda; Arachnida; Trombidiformes; Tetranychidae
Product: homeobox protein ceh-30-like
Exons: 2
Coding region: 91-978 (295 amino acids)
Biological process (GO): regulation of DNA-templated transcription
Molecular function (GO): DNA binding; DNA-binding transcription factor activity, RNA polymerase II-specific
Source: RefSeq, a predicted model, not a curated record
GAAGGUCAGUUGAAACUUUUUGGAAAUAUCAACAAGUAUAAAUAAGAUAAUUUACUUUUUUUGUCAAAGUUUUGUGAAUUAACUAAAAAAAUGUCUACAUCAUUCAGAACACCACCAAAUCCAUCAUCAUUUUAUCAAAUAAAUCAAACUCAUCACCUUCAACCUCACCUUCAACCUCACCUUCAACUUCAUCUUCAUCCUCAUCUUCAUCAACCAUUUGAAUAUAAUCUUUAUCGUAACUCAUCAUCAAUAUCAUCAUUUUUUAUCAAAGAUAUUUUAAAUAGUAAUGAUAUUAAUAAAUAUCAACCCAUUCCCGUCGUUGGAUCAAAUGAUGAGAAUGAUUUUUAUGAUUCUGAUGAUGAUACAAGUGAACGUAGUUUCAGUAAAAGUGACAAUAAAAUUGGAUUAAAAAUGCAAAAGAAACAAAGAAAAGCUCGAACCGCUUUCACCGAUCAUCAAUUACAGACUUUAGAGAAAAGUUUCGAGCGAGCCAAAUAUUUAUCGGUUCAAGAUCGAAUAGAACUUUCAGCCAAAUUGAACUUAAGUGACACCCAAGUGAAAACUUGGUACCAGAAUCGUCGGACAAAAUGGAAACGACAAACGGCCGUUGGUCUUGAGCUUUUAGCCGAAGCGGAUAAUUACGUUGCAGUCCAACGGAUGAUACAAUCAUCUCCUUACUGGAUGAAUCAGAUCGCUAAUUAUGCCAAUGGUUUACCUCGACCUGCACCAACAUCGCCGACAAUGUUACCUUUCGAUAUUUAUUAUCGUCAGGCCGCCGCAGGUCUACCAGUUCCCGUUCCUCCUCCACCUCCAGGAUCUAAUCCGACAAAUUUGUAUCCAAAUUUCAUCUUCUCUUCAUCCUCAUCCGCAUCACCACCUUCAUCUUCAUCCUCUGGGCAACAGCAACAAUCAUCUUCAUCACCUUCCUCAUCUUCAGCAACCUCAUUGGAAUCAACUAAUCCUCAAUCAUCAAAAUGAGUAAUUGUCUAAUUAAUUUACUCAACAACAAAAACUAAAAACAAAAUUCACUGAAAAAAAUUGAAAAACUUUGAAAAACUACAAUUAAUUAUUAUUGAAUUUAACUGAACAAAAUUAUCACCAUUUUCUUAUCUAUUUAAUUUACAAU